Molecule: messenger RNA, 1467 nt
Organism: Kalmanozyma brasiliensis GHG001
Lineage: Eukaryota; Fungi; Basidiomycota; Ustilaginomycetes; Ustilaginales
Product: Lipopolysaccharide-modifying protein
Exons: 1
Coding region: 1-1467 (488 amino acids)
Source: RefSeq, a predicted model, not a curated record
AUGGUGGCGCGCCAAUCGCAAACCUACGAGCAGGCGGUGCAGCGAUACGUGGAGCAGUACAAUCGACAGCCUCCGCCUGGCUUUCAAGACUGGUUCACUUUCGCAAAGGCCAACAACGCGAUCAUCAUUGAUGAUUACGGUCAGCUCGAGCAAGAUCUUGCACCUCUGCGCAAGAUUCCAGCCCAUGUCCUGCGUCAGCGAAUGAAGAACGGUCGCAAGACCGGCAUGUGGGAACUACACCAGUGGGACUUCAAAAACGGCACUGUCUCGACCGGGGCAAAGCACGGGACCGUCAACGCUUUCAAGGGCAUCCUCCAACCCUUCGUUCACAAACUUCCCGACUUCAGCGUUCUGCAGAACUGGGAUGACAACCAUCGUGUCUGCGGUCCUAAACCGGGCGAGGUCGAAGAUGUCAACGACACAACAGUGAUCGAGGUUGGCACAUCCGGUGACCCUGAUGCAAUGGAUCAUCUGACCAUCGGCUGUCCACGAAACACCGAAACAACCUCGUCCGUCACCAGCGAUCGUCCGUCAGUCGACUUCUGCAAGCAUACGCAUGAUUGGAUGAACCAGCAUGGCAUCUUCCGCGUCCAUAAUGGCUGCUUCAACUCUACUGUUCCGGUCCUGUCUCUCACCAAGAUCUCGAGCUUUCAGGACAUCACCACGGCUUCGUGGUGCUACGGAGCCGAUGGAUAUCGUCUUUGGGGUCUCAAUCCGAGCGGCAAAGACUCGGACCACGUGGCGUACCGAGACAAGAGGGCACGCAUCUACUGGCGUGGUAGCAACACCGGAUCUAGGCGUGGCAAGAAGCCACACUACUACGGACACCGCGAGCGCCUUGUCAUGAUGGGCGCUCAGAUGCAGAAAAAAGCUGCCGAGCUUGCGGCACGUUACAAGGGGCAAAGCUUGCCCGGAACCUUUACGCAAGACGAUGUCAAGCGCGUCGAGCUGCCCGAGAUGCCAAAGACGUUCACGCAGCUUCAGCUCUCAGCUCUCUCGCGGCUCGACCCAGAAGCGAUCGACAUGAACUUUGUUGGUCUGCACGGCUGCCAGAACGAUCCCGAGCGCUGUGCAGAAUGGGAGAAGACAUUCCCCCUUGCGGCCCAUCAGGAUUCGUCGUUUGCGUUCCGGAACAAAUUCCUCAUGGAUAUCGAUGGCAACUCGAUGUCCUGUCGCUUCUACCGGUUGCUUGACAGCAACAGCUUGGUGUUCAAGCAGACCAUCUACGUGGAAUGGCAUGAUGAUCGCAUCGUGCCGUGGCUUCACUACGUCCCGGUCUCCAAGGGCAUGGAGGAGCUUCCUAUCUUGCUCGAUUACUUCACCAACGAUCCGACAGGCCAAGCGCUAGGCGAGAUGAUCGCAAACACAUCCAGGGAUUGGUCGAACAGCGCUUUGAGGAAGAUCGACCUUAGCGUCUACACGUACAGGCAGAUGCUCGAGCUGGCUCAUAUCAUCGGACACGACUAA